Thecamonas trahens ATCC 50062 is the source of this 930-nucleotide messenger RNA. RefSeq names its product endoglucanase E. Bases 1 to 930 code for a protein of 309 amino acids. NCBI's taxonomy places the organism in Eukaryota, Apusomonadida, Apusomonadidae. The transcript has 2 exons. The record is from RefSeq and is a predicted model, not a curated record.
AUGGAGGUGGCCAACACGAGCAGGGUUGUGGUAGAGCUGACGGAGACUCGGAGCUGGCCGGUGGGUGAGGGCCGAAGUGCGUCGUGCCUGUACGUGGUGGUGGUGGACGGCGAGGUGGCAACCGAUGCGCUGGCGACGCAGGUGGGGACGAGCAAGUACGUGCUGGCUUCCAAGCUGGAGCAAAGCAAAGCGCACCGGAUUGAGCUCUUCAAGCGGAGUGAGGCCGAUUACAACGCGCCGGUGAGCGCCCCGUCUCCGGUGACGCUCGAGCGCAUAGGGCUGGAUCGGGAGCGGGCGGCGGCUGCUGAUCGUGGGCGACUCGAUCACGUGCGGGUACGGGUGCUGGAGACCGGGCCGUGCACGCCCAACAUUGAGAUCGAGUCGGCAUGGGAGACAUACUGGCGGCGGAUGUGCACUCGGUUCGGCGCUCAGUGCAUGGUGCUGGCGUGGUCGGGCCGCGGGCUGGUGACAAACUACCACGCAACCGAGGGGGCGCUCGUGCCACAGCUUGCGAACCGGACGCUGGCGUCAGUGGCCGGCUCGGACUAUCGUGGCUGGCGUGAGUGGAUUCCGGACGGCAUCUUUGUCAAUCUCGGGACAAACGACUAUUGCUGCGGCCACGCGCCGGACGCCGUCGAUUUUGCGCGUGGCUACCUCGACUUUGCCCAGCGACUGGCUGGCAAGUAUGGCGUUGGACCGAGCGCGAUGCCGUUCUUUUUGGGCGUCGGCCCAAUGACGAUGGCAUACAACCAGUCUGUGCAUUUAGCGGCGGAGAUGAUGGCGAGCGCCGGCUUUGAUCGUGUCCACGUUGUGAAGCAGGCGCUGCUGACGCCAGCGGAGACCGGAUGCCAUGGUCAUCCAAACGUGGUGGGGCACGCGCGGAUGGCGGACGAGAUCGGGAGCGUUGUGGGCCGGGUGCUUGGUUGGUGA